AUGGCGGAACAUUUGAAAGCGCGAAAUUUUGAAAGAGCCCCAGACGUGCGCGCGCUGUACUCCACACGACAUGAGGAGAGUACUUAUACACAAGGUGUCUCUAAGGAGCCAACAGGACCACACUGCAGCGUGCCCUGUAAGAUGUCCUGGGACGAGCUGGAGGCGCUGUGCCGCAGGGAGCGGCUCUACUGCGGCCGGCUCGGCCUGAAGAGGAACAACGCCAACGAAUUCGAGGUGGAGUUCCUCUGCAACUACAAGAGGAAGAAGGAGGAGGAGUUCUACCUGGUGAAGUGGAAGGGCUUCCCGGACUCCGAGAACACCUGGGAGCCCAAGAGGAACCUCAGAUGCCCCAAAGUGAUGAAGCAGUUCCACGUGGACCUGGACCAGCAGCUGAGGCGCCACAAGAGACGCGGCACCCCCAAGAAGCUGGACUCCGAGGUCUCCGCCUUCCUCCUCCAGAAAGCCAAGGCCCGGAAGCGGCUGCAGCGCUGGGAGGGCCACCUGAACCACAAGCGCAACCACCCGGGCCGCAUCCUGGUCCUGAACGAAGUGGACCUGGAGGGGCCCCCCAAGAACUUCACCUACAUCAACAACUACCAGGUGGGCCAGGGCAUCGUGCUGGACGAGAUGGCCGUGGGCUGCGAGUGCAAGGACUGCCUGAAGGAGCCGGCGGGCGGCUGCUGCCCCGGGGCCUCGCUGCACCGCAUGGCCUACAACGACCGGGGCCAGGUCCGGGUCCGGCCGGGCCAGCCCAUCUACGAGUGCAACGCCCGCUGCAGCUGCAGCCCCGCCUGCCCCAACCGGGUGGUGCAGAAGGGCAUCCAGUUCGACCUGUGCAUCUUCAAGACGGAGAACGGCCGGGGGUGGGGCGUCCGCACGCUGCAGCGCAUCAAGAAGAACACGUUCAUCAUGGAGUACGUGGGCGAGAUCAUCACGACAGACGAAGCCGAGAGGCGGGGCCACGUGUACGACCGGCAGGGCGCCACCUACCUGUUCGACCUGGACUACGUGGAGGACGUGUACACGGUGGACGCCGCGCACCAGGGCAACGUGUCGCACUUCGUGAACCACAGUUGCAACCCCAACCUGCAGGUGUUCAACGUGUUCAUCGACAACAUCGAUGAGAGGCUCCCGAGAAUCGCUUUGUUUUCAACGCGGGCGAUCCGGGCCGGAGAGGAGCUCACCUUCGACUACAAGAUGCAGAUGGACCCGGUGGACUCGGAGAGCACCAGGAUGGACUCCAGCUUCAACGUGGCGGGUCUGCCCAGCUCCCCCAGGAAGAGGGUCCGGGUGGAGUGUCGAUGCGGAUCGGACUCGUGUCGGAAGUACCUGUUCUGACCGCCGGGUCCACGAGGACGGCGCUGUACAGAUUUGUAAAUUACUUUUUAAUUUUGUUUUUGUUUUCAUGAAAGCUGGAAUUCACUUUUUUACCAUGUAAAUAUGAAAACGCCCACGACGAACCACGAGGGAGUGGAGUGAUUUUAACCUCUGUACAGAUAGCUAAUACACGAUGUAUAACCCAUAAUACACGAUGUAUAACCCAUAAUACAUGAUGUAUUUCCCCAUCGUUCCUGAUGAGUGGUGUGAAUAUGAAUGUGUGUGUGUACAGUAUCUAUGUGGUCCAGUGAGUCUUUACAGUUUUUAUAUUUAAAGCUGUUGGUAUUUGUACUUUUAUAGGUGAAAUAACUCUAUGUAAAUAAAUGAAUUGAAGAUAA
Molecule: messenger RNA, 1715 nt
Organism: Pseudoliparis swirei
Lineage: Eukaryota; Metazoa; Chordata; Actinopteri; Perciformes; Liparidae
Gene: suv39h1b
Product: SUV39H1 histone lysine methyltransferase b
Exons: 7
Coding region: 1-1338 (445 amino acids)
Cellular component (GO): nucleus
Molecular function (GO): zinc ion binding; protein binding; histone H3K9 methyltransferase activity
Source: RefSeq, a predicted model, not a curated record